GGAUGAUCCACUGUCUGCUGGAGCCACAGGAGUGAUGCUGCCCCAGGUGCUGCCCCUGGCCUUGCUACUCCUGGCCACCUGCACCUUCGGUCAGUUCGCAGUCUUCCUACAGCGCCAUGUUGACCAGCCCAAGUCACAGGUCCCAGGAGGGCCGAGGCAAUACUGCAAUGUGCUGAUGCAGCGCCGCAGGCUCAACACGGGGAACCACUGCAAACCCCUCAACACCUUCAUCCACGAGAACCAGGGAGCUCUGGUCGCCCUGUGCCGCACCCCGGCCGGGCCAUGCCGCAACCCAAAGAAGAAAAACUGUCACCGCAGCCCCCAGAGACUGAAUGUCACCGACUGCAAGGUCAUCCCCGGUAGCCAGCCCCCCAAUUGCCGGUACCACUCCUUAGCCCAGUCCCGCAACAUCGUUGUGGCCUGUGUUGGGGGGCAGCCUGUCCAUCUCGAUGGGUAGAGGUAUCGCCUGCCCUCCCCCCAUCAAGAAUCUCAAGAGCUUUUCCCUAACAGAGGCCCUGGACCCUCCCUGAUCCCCCCUCACCCAGCAGUGAGGUUUCAGCAUUCCCCCUGAGUUUCUGUGCAGCCCCUCCCCUUAACCCCACUAUUCCCUGGAAGUUUUGUUUUUGAUGUAAUAAAUCUGCUUCCUGCCC
Molecule: messenger RNA, 650 nt
Organism: Ornithorhynchus anatinus (platypus)
Lineage: Eukaryota; Metazoa; Chordata; Mammalia; Monotremata; Ornithorhynchidae
Product: ribonuclease 4-like
Exons: 3
Coding region: 35-457 (140 amino acids)
Molecular function (GO): nucleic acid binding
Source: RefSeq, a predicted model, not a curated record